Cylindrotheca closterium is the source of this 1920-nucleotide messenger RNA. Lineage: Eukaryota; Bacillariophyta; Bacillariophyceae; Bacillariales; Bacillariaceae. The record is from the annotation of a GenBank genome assembly.
AUGACAAUCAAAUUUGCCUUUAUUCUAUUUUCCACUGCAAUCGUUCAUGUUUGUGGAUGGAACGAAUUCGGCCAAAGAACCACAGUCGAUACACAGCUAUCGACCAAUCUAAGGCGACGAAAGUCUAGCAUUUGGGAUGAAGCACGGCAGCGCCCGCAAAGGAUUUACAGAAUCAGAGAGGACCUUGUGUUUGAAGAAUCACUCCAGUACGAAAGCCUCCUUGACAUGGUAUCGUUCUCGAUCUCUAUGUCAAUGAUAACAUCAUCAAGACCAACUGCAAGUCCCGUUCAUUUGGAGCCUCCUCCAUUCGUAAUUCCAACUGCUUCACCUACUGUAGCGGUCCCAUCAUCAGGACCCACUGUGAUUCCCACUACAGUCCCAAGCGAUGAGCCCACCAACAGCCCUGUGCAUACUGAGCCUCCUCAGCUCGUAAUUCCAACUGUAUCACCUACUAUAGUCGUCUCAUCAUCAGGACCCACUGCGAUUCCGACUGCAGUCCUGAGCGAUGAGCCCACUACGAGUCCUGUACAUACUGAGCCUCCUCCUCUCAUCCUUCCAACGUCAUCACCUACUUUAGCGGCCCCGCCAUCAUCCUCAGGACCCACCACGAUUCCAACUAAAGUUCCAAGUGAUGAGCCCACCAACAGCCCCGUGCACACUGAGCCUCCUCCUCUCAUUCUUCCCACAGCCGUCCCAACUGACGAGCCUACCGAAUUUCCCACGCAGCCCACUGCUCUUCUACCAGGAGCAUCUCAGAGUCCAACGGGAGAGGUAUCUAUGGAGCCUACUGUGACACCAAUACCAACUUCAACACGGUCGCCAACAGUAGCCCCUACAACUGCUGUGCCAACUGCGUCUCCAGCGCCAACGUUGUCACCUUCCUUGACACCAUCUCAGAAGCCUUCCAUUUCUUCGUCUCCGACGGAAUCGCCAAGACCUUCGGCAUCCUCCAAUCCGUCAAGUCCACCAAGCACAUCCCAAGCACCAACUCUGUCGCCGUCCAUGGCACCAUCGCCAAAACCAUCCGUGUCUAUGUUUCCAACACUAUCACAAAGCCCAUCUUCGUCAGGCAUGCCAUCAGGUCGACCGAGCGAAUCGUCAGCACCCACUACAUCUGCGGCUCCUACCUUGAUUCCCACUAUCCUUGAUCCCUCUCUGGUCGAGACCUUUGCCCCAUCGAGUCAAAGUCAAACAACACCGACAGUUGCCUUUGAUUGCUUGGACAAUGACAUUCUCAGUCUUGGCGACGCUUCUGAUGUGAAUACAACACUUAUUAAUCUCUUUGUUGGAUAUCAUGUCGAGAGUAGUAGCAAUUCGACAGAUGACUAUCUGGCAGAAUUGGAACAGAGUUUACUUCUAACUGCAGUGGCUGCCGCGUUGGGAUGCAAUCGGCCCGAUCUCCGACGGCGUAAUUUGAUGGAGGCUCGUAACAGAAACCUGCUCAAACAGAGCACAAUUAUCGAUUCUGUUCCCUGUAAUACAACUGUCGACGGAGCAGUAUCUUGCACUACUAUAGAGACAGAUCUUGUAUUUUUCUUGAAAGGGGAAGUUGAUCCAGACACGGCUGAAUUUUCUGGAUACUCGGCCAUUCGGGACAAGAUGACCGACGAUGAAUAUAUUGGAAAGAUUCCAACCGUCCUCAAGCUGAUCUAUAAGAGUCCACUUCCCCUUCCGGCUCCACCCCAAGUGAAUGAAGAUCCCAAUAAUAACAACGGAGACAAUGAGGGCCUGAAUGCCAGAAAUGUGAAAUUGCAAGUAUCACCAUGGACCAUUGGGGCUUGUGUGGCAAGUGUUUUUGGAGGAGCUGUGUCUUUUCUCGUUUGGUCUCGAAACCGUCGAUCUCGUCACCAUCGGCACAUUCAGCUGGUAGAUGACUGUUCCAUGAUGGAGACGUCUUCUCGUAAUCCAGUAUCAGUCUAA